CGACUCCGACCGCACAAGAAUGGCGCUAGAGCGUUAUAUACGGCACGGCUGACCGGCACCGCCGCCAGUCUCUCGUCCGGACGCGAUACCGGCGAACGGAAGUCUAGCUGUACGGAAAUUCAAAUUCGAAAACGGAAUAAUCCUCCUGUGAGAUAAAUAUACGCGGAAGGUUCGCGUACGGAAUAUUGACGAGGGCCCUGAGGAUAUCCGCACGCGUUUCUCGCUCGAAGUUAUUCGAUUUUUGCACGAUUUGUCUCCCGGUGGUGGUAUUCACUCUUUCGGUUAAAUAUUCAUAAGAAGAAAGGAAACGAGAGUAAAUAAGUGUGUUACCGAGCAAGGGAACGAAAAACUUCCCGAAACACGAACCCCCCCCCGGAAAGCUGAGAGAGGCUUGAGCACUUGGCGACAAGCAAGGGAUAACACUCGACGUACGCUCGGACGAAAUGGCGACAUACGCUGCUUACAGGCACGUUGAACUUGACAACGUGGGCUACGGGAAAAAAAGAGUUCUGAAACCUCCCGGCGGUGGAAGCAGCGACAUAUUUGGUGCCCCACCAGAGGAGACAAGCCCUCGUCGUGUCAAAAAUCACAAUCACUCGCAACUCGGCUCGGCGCUCUUUGGCGAUGGAGCACCGAAGAACAACGGUUCGAGCACCGGAACGACGAGUCCCGAUUCACCGCGCGUCAACAAGCCCGGUAAUGAUUCGUACAAUCGUUUGUUUGGCCCUCCCGAUGCCCCAUCCAUCCAAAACACGAAAAAUCACACGCGCAGCAAUAUAUCACUGAGCGGUGACAGUCACGAUUCUUAUAACGAAAAGAUCGUAUCGUCCAACGGCCAUCAUCCUGGCUCCAAUGGCACUGCCAUUAUCAACGGCAACGCUAAUACUAACGAUAACACAGCUUUUAGGAGAAACAAACGAUUUCGUGGAUCUUCCUGCAUGCCACGCAACCCGGUUACCGGAGACGGAGUUUACGUGACGCCGUUGAGGCGCAGCGCACGAAAAAGUAGAGACGGUAAUCCAGUGACUGGAACUGGCUACACAUCGGACAUUCAGAACAACGUAGCGCCAAUGCAGAACGGUUCAUCCAACAUGAACGGAUCGGACAAGUCGAGUGACUCGUCACCGGCAGGCUCGACCAAGGGUCAACCAUCGCGUACUCGUGUGCCUCCGGGUGGUUAUUCAUCCGGGCUGUGGUAAACGUUUCUCCAGAAGUCAGCAACAAGAAAAAGCAGCCAUUCCUGCUGAGAGAAACAAUAAACAUCCCGAAAAAUCACCCCCGAGCUUUCGUUCUCCGUGACUCUCUCAUCCCCCCCUGGACACCAACGAAAAGAGAGGAUCCGACAAGAAGAAUAAAAAUAAAUAAAAAAACCCCAAAAUUAUUCACUUCAAUUUGCUAUUGAUCGUCGUUACUUCCAGAAAUCGAAAGCGUUCCAAUCUCACCGCGAGUGACACGUAUGACGUUCUUUUUUCUUUCGUUUUUCUAAUCCCUUUGUCAAAAGACUUAUGCUCGAGAUAAUUAGUCGAAGCUCGCAAAAAGGGUGAAAAUUUCUAUUCCCACCCCCCCCCCCCCCCCCUUAAACAACUCUGCGAUUACCCAGAGACUCGAAAAAUAUGUCUCGAAAUAUAAUAAUAUUAAUAAAUGAAAAUCAAACAAAAGAAAUGUCUCGAGUUGCUAAAUAUUGGACAAACGAUUUCGCGAUCUGGAACGAAAACAUCAAAUUUAAUCGAGUAGACGUCAAAGUCGGCCGGCAGACUCGUGCUUUCCUCGAUGCCCGGACGUAUCGGAAUUGUACAUUAGAUAGUCUGUGUUUCUCGACAUUAUUGAUAAUACUAAUAAUAAUAAUAAUAAUAAUAAUAAUAUUAAUAUUAAUAUUAAUAAUAAAGUGCACCACCACUUCAAUGAUAAGUGCUUUCUUAAUUCCGUGCCUUUCUCGCAUUCACUCAUACAAAAUACAAAACACGUACAGCUAUAAAUUCACGUACACACGAACAUGAAGGUGAUUACACUCCUUAUUUCUGCUCUCGGGAGAAUGAGAACGACGACGCACUUUCAAAAUACGAGACUAAUAUUUUUCCGUUACGACUCGAAGGCUCGUAUGUUUCUUUCGUUUUUUUUCUCACUUUUGUUCGUUCGAUCAUGCUUUAUCGCAUUAUUAAUAGAAAAUUUUGGUCAUUUACUCAUUUCUUUCAUUUUCUGUCACACGCGUCGUUUUUUCAUAAUUAUUUAUCGAUAUGUGUCCUCACGAUUAUUAAAUAGUGACGAAAACAAUUAUUUGCUAUCGACCCUUGAAGCCUUCGAUGACCUACUUUCGACCCCUCCCCCUUUUUCUUUAAUUUUCGUCCGACGUAACGAAAGUAUUUAUUUAACCGCGAGUUGCCAAUAUUAUUCAUCAAAUAAAAAAAAAUAUCUACAUGAUUAUACAUAAAUGUAUAUGAGUAUUACGCAUUUUUCAUAAAAAUAAUCAGUCAUCGUUUGGUGUGAGUUAAAUUAUAUGACUCUGUAUCGCAUCACAUUAGUCGUGAUUUAUUCCCUUCUUUUGUACUCUGGCAAUUAAUAAAAUUUUGUAAGCAACA
Messenger RNA from Venturia canescens, 2576 nucleotides. RefSeq names its product microtubule-associated protein Jupiter (gene Jupiter). Lineage: Eukaryota; Metazoa; Arthropoda; Insecta; Hymenoptera; Ichneumonidae. The coding region runs from base 444 to 1199 and encodes 251 amino acids. The record is from RefSeq and is a predicted model, not a curated record. The transcript has 7 exons.